GAACGGGUGAGCUGCAGAUCAUCCACCGCCCUGCUUCGCAUCACUAGCUCAAUCAAGCUUCCGCAAAAAGUAAAAGCGCCAACUGGCAGGUUGGGCAGCCUUUGUUAUUGUUACCUAUUAUUAGCAUGCUUUUUUGAGACUUUGCGGCUCACACAAAUCUGAUCCAUAUCGUAGCCGACGCAUACAACCGUACAUGCCUAAAUUGCCUACCUUGACAACUACAGCUUAUCACCUAGCACCUCUUUUGUUCACCGAGGGGUAUACUUGACAUCAUGGCCAUUCCUUUAACACGAUUGGGAGAUAGAGCCUUCAAUCAUAGUCCUAGCAGCGAUGCCGAGGCCGAGUAUGACCGGCUCCGGGACCUAGCGCGGGCGGAAGCCGCGAAACGGAACAGUUGUUUUGACCGGGCGCACCAAGCUUACGAGCGGGGCGAUGGCGCCGAGGCCAAGGAAUUGAGCAACGAGGGCAAGCGGCACGCGGCUAAGAUGGACGAGUACAACAAGCAAGCAAGCGACUACAUCUUCCGGGAGAAUAAUGCCACCGACCGCGUGGCCGACGACACCAUCGAUCUGCACGGCCAAUUUGUCGAAGAGGCCGAGGACAUCCUCGAGCGCCGCAUCCGCUACGCCCAGCAGCAUGGGCAGACACACCUCCACGUUAUUGUGGGCAAGGGAAACCACAGUGUCAACCACGUCCAGAAGCUGAAGCCGCGUGUCGAGCAGGUGUGCCGCGAGCUAGGACUAAAGUACGCCACGGAGGAGAAUACGGGCCGUAUAUACAUCAACCUCCAGGGCGGCGAGGCUGUGAUGCCGCCGCCUCCAGCUCAACACGGCGGGCACGGCUACUCCGGCGGCGGCGGCAGCGGCAGGCCGACCCACGGAGGGCAGCAGCAGGCGCAACACGGACAUCACGGAGGGCAGUCGCAGCACCACCAACAGCAGCAGCAGCAGGAGCAACCCGACGAGAUCGACCGUCUGGUAUCGAAGUUCUUCCGCAAGCUUGGGGACUGCUGUAUCGUCAUGUGAAGAUACAGAGUUUAACGGUCCGGUUUCCGCUGCCGUGUACCUGAAAUGGCUGGCUAUAAUGGCGCUUUAGAUAUUACGGGCGUCUCGGGAAAGUUUGGAUGACGACUUGACGAAGAAAAUUGAAACGCUUCUAGGCUAACGAAAAAGGGAAAGGGAAUCCCGGCGUCGAGUAAGGAGUUCGAGAAAGGCUUCUCUCUAACAUAUUCUUUUAGUACUGCUACAAUAACAGAAUAUCAGACAAAUAAGUAUUAUAAAAAUAGACUCAGUUUGACAUGA
Molecule: messenger RNA, 1301 nt
Organism: Annulohypoxylon truncatum
Lineage: Eukaryota; Fungi; Ascomycota; Sordariomycetes; Xylariales; Hypoxylaceae
Product: Smr domain protein
Exons: 5
Coding region: 273-1025 (250 amino acids)
Source: RefSeq, a predicted model, not a curated record